Culex quinquefasciatus (southern house mosquito) is the source of this 2079-nucleotide messenger RNA. Its product is annotated as nose resistant to fluoxetine protein 6. Bases 44 to 1978 code for a protein of 644 amino acids. Gene Ontology annotation, molecular function: acyltransferase activity, transferring groups other than amino-acyl groups. The transcript is spliced from 3 exons. The record is from RefSeq and is a predicted model, not a curated record. Lineage: Eukaryota; Metazoa; Arthropoda; Insecta; Diptera; Culicidae.
UGCAUUGCUAAACAUCACUCUACAAUUAAAAUCGAAAAUCGAAAUGUUACUUUUAAGAACUGCUCUUCUCUUACUUACUGCAUCGGCUUGCAAUGCCCUAAACUCCACAAGCAAGGAUCCCGACAACGAGUUCAGCAUAGAUGAGAUAUCCACGUUGAACCGCCAUUUUCUGGACUUUUUGAUCGCGUACGACGCGGACCGCGUUGCAAAUCCCUCCGACCUCCCCUGCGUGACCACCUUGCGCCAGCUAUCGGAAGCUUACACGCGCCGAGAACGUCACGCACUAGAAUGGUACGACUCGUGGGGCAAGAUUCCCUCCGGACUGUACUACGGCAACGGGUAUGCAUUCGGGAACUACGAACAGUGCCGUUGGUUUAGGUGGAACGAUGUCCGAGGACAGCACUGCUACUUUGCGGCAGUAUUUCCGAACGAACUGCCGGUAUUCUACUCCGGACUGUGCGUGCCCCAGUUCUGUACGCAACACGUUGUGGAGAGUCUGUACGUGGAGUACAUGGCCGGGAAGGGACUCUUUGUAGUGCCGACGGAGGAUCGGGUCACUUGUUAUAAGGAUCGGAGCGUGGAGUUCAACGGAGCGGUUGUUAGUGCAGUAGUGAUAUUCUCCAUCUUUGCUGGAAUCAUUGCUGGUAGUACGGCUUACGAAGCUGUUCAAACCGCUCGACACCUGGAGAUCAAAGUACAGUACGCAGCGUUUUCGCUGAUCAGAAACAUCCGCAACAUCCUGCACAUCGUUCAUCCGACGAAGCAGAACCAGCUGAUCGAGUGUGCCAACGGAAUACGAGCCCUGUCGAUGAUCUGGAUCAUCGUGCUGCACGUACACGAAGCCGGACUCGCGGUGUUCUACGUGAAUCCCAUUUCACGAGAAAGCUACAUGAAAAGUUUCAUGGGAACGGUAUUGUUCAACAGUGGAGGACUGGCGGUUGACACGUUCCUAGCACUGAGUGGAAUGCUAGUUUCGAUGAACUUGCUCAAAGAGUUGGACCAAAAUGGGAAAAUUAACCCGUUGAAGUUGUAUCUACGGAGGUAUAUCCGGCUAACCGCUCCCCUAGCGCCAAUGAUUCUUAUGGCAGUAUCCUUCGCCAAAUAUCUGGGAGAAGGUCCCCUGUGGGCUCCGAUAGUUGGUCAAUAUGAAAUCAGCUGCAGCAAGUAUUGGUGGUCAGCCCUGCUGCACGUUCAAAAUUACGUCAACCCCAGGACUAUAUGCCUCCCCUGGACUUGGUACCUGUCCGUAGAUAUGCAGCUCUACAUCCUCGCCCCCGCCCUGAUCUACCCGCUGUGGCGCUGGGGAAAGCGAGUCCUGCUAGCCACCGGUGCCCUAGCCCUAGCGUCAACCCUUUGCGUCUUUACCUCAUUCCUCGUCAACGACUUCCACAUCAACUUCACCACCGACGGACUCCGCUACAUAAUGACCUAUUACCCAACGCACACCCGCAUGGCAGUCUGGCUGCUCGGAACCAUCCUCGGCUACAUCCUGCACCGAACCAAAGAUUCAGGCGUCCAACUACCCAAACGCUACUACGCCCUCGGUUGGUCCACCUGCUUCGCCCUCCUAGCCCUAACCAUCUACUCGACCUUCGAAAUCACCCGAACCAACCACCAGGACUUCCCCCCGAUCGCGGACGCCUUCUACGAAUGCCUCUCCCGACCCAUCUUCGGAAUCUGCGUCCUCUGGAUCAUCCUGGCCUGUGUCAACGGCGCCGGUGGAGUCAUCAACCAGCUGCUCAGCUCCGGACUGUGGCAACCGUUGGCGAGACUGUCGUUCACGAUGUACCUGCUGCAUCCGGCGCUGCUGAUUAUGGCGACCGUAGCCAGUGCCAAAACGGAUGCCCACUUCAGUGUGAUGGAGCUGUUCUACCGGAUGUGGGGAGCGAUCGGGUUGACCACGAGUGUGGCGCUGGUUUGGAGUGCCGCGUGGGAGGUGCCGUUUGGGACGCUGGAGAGGGUUGUGUUUGGGAGGUAGAUUUACGAAAUUAUAGAAAUUGCAAUUAUGUAUUCGAAAUUAAAAAACCAUAAUUUGAAAUACGUUUAAUUGACAAUUCAAACAUCAGAGAAACAUGUAUA